GCGAAAGUAAACUUAUAAAUGGACGAAACUCAUACACAUUUUCUAUAUUUUGUUGUGUUGCUCUUAAUUUCAAUCAUAGACAUCGAAACAAAACAAUUUUGUUUAUCAUAUGUGGAGAACUAUAAUGAAAUUGAUUACGGGUUGAGACAAAUCAAAGACAAAAACGAGUCCAACUCUUUCCUAUUCAUUGAUAACCACUAUUGGGAUCUCGAUUUCAUCGACGACAGCGACGAUAAUAAAAAGACAGUUAAUCUAUGGAUGACUGAGAGUAGAAAAUCUAUUCACUGGUUUGGCGGACACUAUUCAAUGGCAUUUGCAUUGUGGAGACCCGGAACCCAACGGAGAUCCUGUGUUUUUGCACUCAUUAAUGGUAACAAAACAUUGGUUGACUUCAGAGUACGGGUCGGACACAUAGGAAGGGAGCAUAAAGUCAAAGAAUACCAGAAAGUGAUUGAGACUCCCAUAGAGUUCAUUGAUUUGAAUCCGAGCAUCGCUUUUGUGCCAAACAGAGAGCAAUAUUUGGGAAGACUUGUGGUAUUUGUAGAGCGAAAGCGAUUGGAUCCUCAAAAAUUUCAAAUCAUCAGCAAAGUCUAUGAAUUUGAUGACAACUACAUCGGCACUGAAGUCUCAAAUAUCAGUCAAUUGAAUGACACGAAUCCCAUAGCUCUCAAUGAUUUAGACCCAGAAUUAGAUGUGAUAGCGAUUAUGGCUCAAAUGGAUCGGUCGGGAGUUUAUGGACUCAUUAUUGUGUUUAGCGUGAUAUAA
Oppiella nova is the source of this 765-nucleotide messenger RNA. The record is from the annotation of a GenBank genome assembly. NCBI's taxonomy places the organism in Eukaryota, Metazoa, Arthropoda, Arachnida, Sarcoptiformes, Oppiidae.